Sinocyclocheilus anshuiensis is the source of this 3780-nucleotide messenger RNA. RefSeq lists its product as uncharacterized. The record is from RefSeq and is a predicted model, not a curated record. NCBI's taxonomy places the organism in Eukaryota, Metazoa, Chordata, Actinopteri, Cypriniformes, Cyprinidae. Bases 2408 to 3526 code for a protein of 372 amino acids. The transcript is spliced from 13 exons.
AGGCUGUUGUGCAUGGAGAUUUCAGAUUUCACAGAUGUGGACUGGGCUGCAGACCAACCCAACAUUUCCACUGUCUCUACUGUACAGCCACAAUUCUAAGGAGAGAGGUUUUUCAUUCUCAUUUAGAAAUCUGUAAAUCAAAGCAGCGUAAAAUGCUGUCAACCACUAGUGCAAAAUGUACUGUCCCUAGGGUCGCGACCGUGCCGGCGACGACAACUGGGACCCCAUCAGCCACCAGCACAGUUUGCAACAUGCCAGGCAGGGUUCGUGCACGGCCUGUUAUUAAACAGAAAUGCCCACUGUGCAGUACCCUCAUGAAUAAAAAAAAUUUUAAGAAACAUAUUGACCGUAAACACACAAAUCAACCAAUUCAGGACAUUAAUGCCAGAUUCCACCUUGCAAGUCAGUGUGUGGACAAAUCAAAUGGCAUGUUCACCGUGCUUAAUGUUGCAAGAGGUCAGAGUACUCCUCUUCAUGUCCAAUACAAAACAUGGGGAGAACAACAAAAAGUCUGCUGCGAAUCAAACGAAUGCCAAGUAAACAUGGAAGUAGCACAGAGGAGUGGUCUGUUAUCCUAUCAGUGUGUGCAUGUCAGAUCUGUAAGUUACUGCACAUCCUCAGCUGAAGCAGUCUCUCUAAAGGAAGAUGUUUUAACAGAAAUGGUGAGAGCAAAGUGGUUUGGUGACGAGAAGAAAAACAUAUGCCUUGCUCGUCAACAGCUUGCCAUUUCUAGCAGUGCACCACUUUCUGUAGAAACCUCAACUGGCAGCCCUCAAACAAAAAAGUUCAUUUCUGUUUUUGAGCCAAAUGUGUCCUAUUAUAGCCGUUUGGGGCGUGUCAUUGUUGUUUACAACACCAAAUUAAACACAUGGCACUGCCCCUGUUCCAAAGUGUGCCGUUCGUGUCCGCAUAAGUACAUUGCGAAAUGGCAUCUAUUUCAAACAGACCGUGAGCUUUUCCGUACUGUCUUCAGCAGAGAAGAAUCACCACCCCAAAAGGCACAUACACAUUCAGAGGAGAGCAAUGUCACAGAAGACCAUCCUUUGUAUCCUCCACAUGAUCUGCGACUUAAACAAAUGGUGCAGUAUAUUCUACAGCACAAGAAGAUACCUGCUGUCCUACCAGACAACAUACGUGCACCAUCACCAGGCAAAGAAUACCCAAAAUAUCUUUGUCCUGAAGAAACCAUGUGUCAGAGAUGCCCAGGUGUUGUCCCCCUCAGUGACCCUAUUCUGAUUACAAAGAGGGCUAAAAUACUCUCCAACUGGGGCAUUGUUGAAGGUAGGAUGGUGUUAUUAAUAUGCAUAUGUGCUAUGCAAUUACACUGUCCUCUAAUGCAAUACUUGUUUUGAAUCAUAGAUGUAUUAACCUACUGUAAGCAGUGCCCACUGUGUGGAAUGUUUUAUCGCUACCAAGAGUGGAAAGACCAACUCCACAACUUUAACGACCACAUCCUCCUUGACAUACAUUUAUGCCUAACCUUAAGAAACCUUCUACGGGUAACGUUCAAUGUAUGAAUGUCUUCGGUAAGAACAGUACUUUUCAAUGUGUACAUAGAUUUUUUUUUUUUUUAUAACUUUUUUUUUUUUUUUUUUUUUACAGGUCCAUACUGCUGUAAGCAGAGCAGUUGAGUUUUUAGAAGAUCAGACAGGUGUGAAGUUUCCACCAGCAGACACAGUGCUUCAUGCGUACUUGCACUUUGAGGCCCUUACAGAUCACGAAUACAAGUAUACUUGCAUUACUUGUGGUGAUCACACCCCUGUGGUGAUUAUGGAUUUACACAAAAAAGGUGUUUUCCAUUUAUCAGUAAGUGACAUCCAGGGUCCUGCAGAGAAUUUUGACGGGGAUGUCAACCUGGAAAAGUUUUGGGAGGCCAUGUCCUGUGAUAUGAUUGGUCGUGGAUUUGUUGCAAGUAUGAACAUAGUGCUUUGUACAUCAUUGGAAAGCAAAAGGCAACAUAAUACAAUGCUUUUUUUUUUUUUUUUUUUAGGUGGUAGACACAAUCCAUGUGCGGUGUCACCAUCAUACCAUUUUUGGGCCCCUUGGAUAGGGAAGCACACACGGAAUUCAGACUCUGUACUAAACACAGAGUUCGAAAAGAUUCAUGUUUCGAAGUCUAUCUGAAAUUUCUGAAAUUACGGUUACAGAGGACAGACUCAGAGAAGAACUAUACAAACAAAAGGUAGGGUUUGUUAGUAAAAACACUAUUUUUAAUAUUACCUUGUUAACAAGACUAUAUAUUUUGUUAGGUUGGGGUCAUUAGGAAGUUAUGUAAAGAAUGUGGUUUGGACUCCAAAGGAUCCCACAAUGAUCUUCUUCUGAGGUUGUCAAAUGAAAUGAAAUCCAGACAAACGUAUGACAAAAUCUUUGACAAAAUCUGGGGGCCUCUGGAGGCUGGGCAGUGAUCAUGUGCCCAUGUGGAAUUGUUUACAGUAUCAAAUGCAAUCUGCGAGCUGAGAGCCCUCGAGACUUUGCAGACUUACUUUUAUCCUGGAAGCAUAUGCCAAAUGUCAUAAUUUAUGACUUUGCAUGGGGUCUUGCAACGCACUUGAUUUUAAGGGCAUCAGAAAAAGUACCCAUUGCUCCAUUUGAAGGUCGCUUAGCAGAACCCACUCAAUCCAACAUAGAAUUGGCCAAAUAUGGACAGCUUAAAGUAUCACUACCUUGGCUGAACACUAAAAAGACAGUGCCAGACCUUAAUGGUCACCCAGUGACGGGUUCAUCGGAUCACUAUGUGCUGUAUGAUCGGUUUCAUGAAGCAAAUACAAAAGACAGCAAAGAUGUGUUGAGGAAGCUCACUCUAGUACCUCAGUUGGCUGGGAAAGUGAACAGCCAGGUUGCAGAGCAACUCUUUGCAAAGAUGAAAAAAAACAACUACUUUUUGAACAUGUCUUUGCCAUCAACGGAUCUCUUUCAAAUGAGGAACAUAAUUCAUCACUAUAAUGAAAAGAAAAACAACAAAAGGCUGGAAGGAUUAAAGAAGACUUUUGGGGCCACAAUGGUGACAAAUGUGUAUGGACAAGCUGUGUGUGGUAAUCCAUGCUACUCCCCUGAGGAACCAAGUGGGACUGAAGUUGUGAUGGAGCACAGUACCCCGACUGUUACAAUGGUUACAACUGGUGGAAAUCGUAUGGUUUGUGACAUUAAACACUUGUCUGCCAGUAGAAGUUGUUGGGAUUUCCAGCCAAGUGAUAGGCAGACAUCAAUGCUUGACCAGGUUUUGAGUAAAAAUGACCCAAAUGAGAAAAUUGCUCAAGUUGGAAGAAUUACACUGCAGCGAAAAGAUUUCCGGACCUUGGGACUCAGUGCAGAGCUUGAGGCAACAAUUGCAAACAGCUGUCUUGAUGUAAUCGUAAUGGCGGCUAAGGAAAAGGGAAUGGAUGUGUUGGCAGCAAAUUCCUACGUUGUAGUUACCUGGCUACCACCACUUGAUUUGGACCCGUUUGUAUCAUUUCUGGAUGACAUAGCGUCCAAGGAUUAUGUUCUGCUACCUGCUUGGAAGCCAGGACACUGGAUGCUAUGUUAAAUUGACAAGCAGACUUGCUUCAGGAUCAUGGAAGCUGACAGGUUUUCAAAAAACACAAGUUAUUUAUAACAACACAAUCUAUAUAUGUUUGUCACAUUCGUUCCAGGAAUAACUUAAUGAUAUUCCAUUGUUUUAGAAUGUUCCAAAACAGUUGGCCGGCUCCGUUGACUGUGGGAUCUUCAUGUUGAUGUAUGCUCUGUACAUGGUCUUUGAGGCACCCUUUGAUUUUACAGCUUCUGAUUUUCCCCUCAUUC